Fusarium fujikuroi IMI 58289 is the source of this 1164-nucleotide messenger RNA. RefSeq lists its product as uncharacterized. The coding region runs from base 1 to 1164 and encodes 387 amino acids. The transcript has a single exon. The record is from RefSeq and is a predicted model, not a curated record. NCBI's taxonomy places the organism in Eukaryota, Fungi, Ascomycota, Sordariomycetes, Hypocreales, Nectriaceae.
AUGCCCCAAAUCAAUAAAAACAACGGUCAGGAUCGACGAAGUCGUCGUCAUGAUCCCCUGGGUCGAGCUCCUGAGCGUACUGCUAAGAGGGAGGAGUCUCCUCAGCAAGGAAUGAAAAGUUUGAGUGUGGCUCAACGCGUCAGUCGACCUUCUGAGACACGCUCUUCGACCCCACGAGGAGGACGUCCUGGUCAGCGAGGCCGGGGCGGUUAUCCUAAUGUGGGCGUGCGAGGCGGACAUGGCGGCCACUCGUCAAGCAGGCCCAGUAGCUCUAUGUACUGGAACCAGCCUCAGCCUGAAUCAGAGACUAUGUAUAAGUACAGCGCAAUGGCCUGGAUGACCCGUGUGUGUACCGCGGACGGAGUGCCCGCCACCAAGCUCACUCCUUCGGGACCUGCUGAUGGCUUCGGAAACAACUGGUACACGGAUACCGCCGACAACGGCCUCUGGAUUCGUUCAGAGACUGGACUUGGACUCGACAAUAUGGCCAAGCGGCUCAAGGAAGACAAUCCCACAGCUGUCGGCUUCAAUAUCACAAUGUCGGCCAUCAUCCCCGACAAGUUUGAGGCUAUCGAGCGAGACCAUACGCAGAAAGUAGUCAUGAACAACGACUUUGGGGACAAGGACGGCAAGCCAGUCGGUCUCUUCGGCAGGAACAUCCAGGCUCCAAGUGAGAAGAAGCAUGUUGUCAAAGGAUGGUGCAAGCUGUGUGGCAGCAAGUCCCAUACCUUGACUGACUGCGUCAUGAGAGGCUACAAAGGACAUGUGACUGGCUGCCCGAUCUGCAACGACCAGAAACAUGCGGUGGACUCUUGUGAGCAGUUCAGGGCAAUGAGCCUACAAGAGAAGGUCAAGAUCUUGGUUCAACAGCGAGCUAACAUGCCUCCUCUUAAAACUUCAAAGCCCUGGCACACAUACCUGUACGAGUUUUGCACCAGAGGGAAAUUCGUUCCAGGCGUCGUCUUUGGGUUCCCCUGGUCCCAGAAAUUCUGCAGGGACAUAGGCUACAAGGGCAUGGAGAAGAUCCAGGCAGCAUUCGACGCCUACCCCGAGUGGUACGUGUUUGCCAUUGAUCCGAAGACCGCGAGUUACGGGAAAGUCUUUGAGACUUAUUGGCAGCCAGCUGGUAUGGUUUGGCCCGCGAUCCUCGGCCCCCGCACCUAA